AUGUCGACCCGCGACCAUGUUAAGCAAAGCCCAAUGCCCGUCCAGGAAGGGUACCCAAGGUCAUCUAAAGAAUUCAGUCCUCCAUCAAGCCGGUCCAGAAAACGAACCUGGGUCCGCAAUCUGACAAUGUCCUUGCUCAUUGCGGCCGGCGCGGCAACAUUCUCCAAGUACAUAUUCCCGCUGGGCUCCAUCCUUGGAGCCGGAUCGCUGCAGCCUAUAGACCCGCACGACUAUGCUGCCAGAGCGGAUCGAAUCCUCUCCACGACGCCUCUGAUUGAUGGGCACAACGAUCUACCGUACCUGAUUCGGCUUGAGACGAAGAACAAGAUCUACGACCAUGAGAAGCUCCCGUUUGAAGCUGGGUUGCUGAGCCAUACGGAUGCCAAAAAGAUCCGGCAAGGCAAGCUUGGAGGGCAGUUCUGGAGCGUGUAUGUUGAGUGCCCGGCGGACCCUUCAGCGGGGAUUGAUGACCCAUCGUGGGCGGUUAGAGACACACUCGAGCAAAUCGAUGUCGCAAAAAGGCUAGUGGACGAGUAUCCCGAUCUUCUCGAAUACUGUGAGACAGCAUCUUGCGCCAGAUCAGCAUUUAAGAAGGGAAGGGUUGGCAGUUUCUUGGGGAUCGAGGUGCAUGACCUUGGUGUGCGCUAUAUCACUGUGACCCAUAAUUGCGACAAUGCCUUUGCGACUGCUGCUUCAACCGUUGCCGCUGGCAAGCCGGACCAUGGCCUGACGGACUUUGGGCGCGAAUUUGUCAAGGAGAUGAACCGCCUUGGUAUGCUGAUUGAUCUCUCGCAUGUCUCCCACCAGACCAUGAGAGACGUGCUAUCCGUGACAAACGCCCCGGUGAUAUUCUCGCACUCGUCUUCUUACGCGCUUUCUAAACAUCUGAGGAAUGUGCCUGACGAUGUGCUGCGCACCGUCACCAAAAAUGGUGGUGUUGUCAUGGUAACUUUUGUGCCUUUAUUCCUAAAGGUUAAUGAUCCUGCUUCAGUGACGAUCCACGAUGCAGUCGACCACAUCCUUCACGUCGCAAAAGUGGCGGGAUGGGACCACGUUGGCAUCGGAUCGGAUUUUGACGGUACUGCCGUUGUUCCUAAAGGCCUUGAGAACGUGUCCAAGUAUCCGCGACUCGUCGAGCUCCUGCUUGAGCGGGGAGUAACAGAUGAACAAGCACGAAAGCUGGUCGGCGAAAAUCUGCUUCGGGUGUGGUCUAAAGCUGAAGAUAUUGCAUAUGCCAUUCAAGCAUCGGGCCAGAAACCUAACGAAGAAACCUGGUCCGGUCGCAAAUGGACGGCUGCAGCUGAUAUUCCCAUGCCGUCCAUGUUCAACGAUAGUGCAGAAAGGCGAAAGCAACUGGAGUGA
Molecule: messenger RNA, 1362 nt
Organism: Uncinocarpus reesii 1704
Lineage: Eukaryota; Fungi; Ascomycota; Eurotiomycetes; Onygenales; Onygenaceae
Exons: 4
Coding region: 1-1362 (453 amino acids)
Biological process (GO): proteolysis
Molecular function (GO): metallodipeptidase activity
Source: RefSeq, a predicted model, not a curated record